This is a messenger RNA of Poeciliopsis prolifica (blackstripe livebearer), 2403 nucleotides long. It is a transcript of the gene gnsb, whose product is annotated as glucosamine (N-acetyl)-6-sulfatase (Sanfilippo disease IIID), b. NCBI's taxonomy places the organism in Eukaryota, Metazoa, Chordata, Actinopteri, Cyprinodontiformes, Poeciliidae. The coding region runs from base 193 to 1755 and encodes 520 amino acids. The transcript has 14 exons. Gene Ontology annotation, molecular function: glycosaminoglycan binding; N-acetylglucosamine-6-sulfatase activity. Gene Ontology annotation, biological process: glycosaminoglycan metabolic process. The record is from RefSeq and is a predicted model, not a curated record.
CACUUCCUCAAACUUUAAAGCCAGACUCGGGGAUCCCAGGCACCGCGUGCGGCUCCUGCUCUCUCUCUCUCUCUCUCUCUCUCUGGCCUGAACCGGGCCUUCCUCUGAACGGCAGCGCCGGGGCGAGAGCAGCAAGGCCCGGAGCUGCACCGCGGAGGCUCCCGUAGCGGCUCGACGGUUCCCCCGGCAGGCAUGAGCGGAGGCAGGGGCGGCGGCGGGGCUGCGGUCCGCCGGCGGAGCAGAGGACGCGCCGCAGCGGCGGCCCUGACGCUGCUGACGGCGUUGCUCACCUGCUGCGUCAGGUGCGCGGAGGGCGUCAAACCGAGCAACAUCAUCCUCGUGCUGGUGGACGACCAGGACACUGUGCUGGGGGGGAUGACGCCUAUGAAGAAAACGAAAGCACUAAUAGGAGAAGCAGGAGCAACAUUUGUGAACGCUUUCACGGUCACGCCGCUGUGCUGCCCCAGCAGGAGCAGCAUCCUGUCGGGUCGGUACCCCCACAACCACGAGGUGCGGAACAACUCCCUGUCCGGGAACUGCUCCAGCGCUCAGUGGCAGAAAGGACCUGAAGCCGAGGCGUUCCCCGUCUACCUCAGCAAGCAGAAAUACCAGACGUUCUUCGGUGGGAAAUACCUGAACCAGUACGGCACCAAAGCCGCCGGAGACGUCGGCCAUGUCCCCCCUGGCUGGGACCAUUGGAACGCCUUGGUGGGGAACUCCCGGUACUACAACUACACUCUGUCUGUGAACGGCAAAGCGGAGCAGCAUGGAGACAGCUAUGAGAAGGACUACCUGACCGACCUCAUCCUGAACCGUUCGCUCAGCUUCCUGGACGACAGAAGCCCCCAGCAUCCCUUUUUCAUCAUGCUGGCGCCGCCGGCGCCUCACUCCCCCUGGACGGCGGCGCCGCAGUACCAGAAGGAGUUCAACAACGUGCAAGCCCCCCGAGACGGCAGCUUCGACAAACCGGGGAAGGACAAACACUGGCUGCUGCGUCAGCCUGUCAACCCCAUGCCGAACAGCUCCAUCACAUUCUUGGAUAAUGCCUACAGGAGGAGGUGGCAGGCGCUGCUGUCUGUGGACGACAUGGUGGAGAAGCUGGUGAAGAAACUGGACAGUAUAAAAGAGCUGAACAACACCUACAUCUUCUACACCUCAGAUAACGGCUACCACACAGGUCAGUUCUCUCUGCCCAUCGAUAAGAGGCAGCUGUAUGAGUUUGACAUCAGGACACCGCUGCUGGUCCGUGGCCCUGGCAUCAAACCAAACCAGAUGAUAAAGGCUCCGGUGCUGAACAUCGACCUCGCCCCCACCUUCCUGGACAUUUCUGGCGUCAACCUGUCCACCGUCAACGUGGACGGACAGUCGUUCCUCGCUCAGAUGGCCCCGUCGCUGCGGAACGGCACGGCGCGGCCCUUCUUCCUCAUUGAAUACACCGGAGAGGGAAAUCCAGCCAAGGACCCGACCUGCCCGAAGCUGGGCCCCGGAGUGUCUCAAUGUUUCCCGAACUGCGUGUGUGAGGACGCCUUCAACAACACGUAUGCCUGUGUGCGGACGCUCAACGGCAAGCAGGACCUGCAGUACUGCGAGUUCGCGGACAGCGAGUCUUUUGUAGAAAUGUACAACAUGACUUCAGACCCGCACCAGCUGGAGAACAUCGUGAAGAAGGUGGACCCGUCAAUCCUGCAGGACAUGAACCAGCGGCUCAUAAAGCUGCAGUCCUGCAUGGGGGACAGCUGCCGCAACAUCAAGUAGAGGGGAAGACGACGAGCGUCCUGAUGCUUCCGGACAGAAACAUAAGAAGCUGUCAGACGUAAGGAUUUGUUUCUGAUGGUGACGUCCAGCCAAAGCCUCGUCCGUUCUGCCGUAGCCGUCUUUCUGUUGGACUAAAUGAGACUUUAGGGUUUUUUUUGUUGUUGUUGUCUUUUUGGGUUUGUCGUCUCCCACUCCACGCAGCAAACCAGUUGAUACAUGUUUGUCAGCCAGCUGCAGCGUCACUCUCCAUAUUAAACUCGGUCACGGUGAACUGCAGAACUCGUCUGUUUUCAUGCAGAUCCUUUUAUAUCAUUUAUUCUCUGCAGCACUUUGAGGAAAAGAAAUGAAAACAGAGUUCGGAGUUGGACGCUCAGUCCCAUCUUGUGCCUUGAGAUGUGAAAAAAUGACAUUUUAUACUUAAGUUUGAUAUAAUUUUUUUUUUGUGUGUGUUUUGGAGGUGAAGGAUGUUCAGUGUUCUUGAAUGUCUUCUCUGAUUUCUGAAUAACCGGAAAGGGAUUUUUUUUUUUUAAUUACCUUUAAUCUUGUGUGCCUUUUUGUUUUUGCACAAAAUAUGUGUAAAUUGCCUUAAAUGUGAAUGGAUUUGCACUGUGAUGAUUGAUUAUUCAAAUAAAGUUAAUUUUACUAUGA